GAUGUACAAUGGGUCGAUCGUUCAAUGCUUCGUGAGUUGAGGUGAAAAUAGAAGAAACGAUGGCCCGAUUAAGUUACAUCGUGAUCAUCGGUGUCGCACUGGCGUGCGCUCUCGCCGAAGAACUCUACUCCGAUCGGUACGAUGACGUUGACGUCUCGAGUAUCCUUCAGAACGAUAAAAAGCGAGCAGAGUACUACGGUUGUUUGAUGGACACGUCGCCAUGCAUAACGGGGGAUGCAAAGUUCUUAAAAGAGGUGUAUGGCGAAGCUGUCCUAACCAACUGUAAGAAAUGUACCGAGAAACAAAAGAAUAUACUAAAUGCUAUAUCGGAUUGGUAUACAACCAAUAGACCUGAUGAAUGGAAUGCUGUCGUCGCAAAAAUUACCGAAGAAGCCAAGAAAAAGAACGCUGGUACAUAACUUGACAACUGUCGAAAUAAGAAAAGAAAGGAAGAAACCCACAAUAUUACUCAUCUAUGAAAUUACUAUAUUACUCAUACUAUGCAAUUAUACUACACAAUUACUGUAUUACUCAUCUACACGAUUAUUAAAAUAAUCAAUGCUUGUAUUGUAGCUGUGGUGAAGUGAAACAGAGAAAUAAACAUUUGACUUCAGUCUUGUUACGUAAAAACUAUAACCGUUAACUUUACCAGCAUGGCACAAGUAUGCCACUUAUCUGUGACUUAUAUACAAUAUAUAUAUGUAUUUAUCUGAUAAAAAAAAGAAUUAUACGGUGAUGUUCUAAUAUAAAAUUCUAUCAAAAGCAAAAAAAACAGGUAAAAUGUAAUUUUAUAACAUUACACUCUCGAUCAAAUUGUAACAUAUUGCAAAUUUAAUAGGGGAAUUGUGAAAAACGUCGUAAUUAUGUUGCUUCAUUAAAAAAUGCAAUAAAUGUAUGAAGAAAA
Messenger RNA from Vollenhovia emeryi, 904 nucleotides. Its product is annotated as ejaculatory bulb-specific protein 3-like. Lineage: Eukaryota; Metazoa; Arthropoda; Insecta; Hymenoptera; Formicidae. The transcript is spliced from 2 exons. The record is from RefSeq and is a predicted model, not a curated record. Bases 60 to 419 code for a protein of 119 amino acids.